Molecule: messenger RNA, 2678 nt
Organism: Danio aesculapii
Lineage: Eukaryota; Metazoa; Chordata; Actinopteri; Cypriniformes; Danionidae
Gene: asb15b
Product: ankyrin repeat and SOCS box containing 15b
Exons: 10
Coding region: 75-1829 (584 amino acids)
Biological process (GO): intracellular signal transduction
Cellular component (GO): cytoplasm
Molecular function (GO): protein binding
Source: RefSeq, a predicted model, not a curated record
GAACUCAAAACCUUUUGCCUAGUCAUGACAAAGUGACCCACAUUCUCCAAGCGUCUGGAGAAAGCAGAAACACAAUGGACUACAUGGGGCAAAUGGAUGAAGAUCAGCUCAUUGAGUAUGCUAUUCAGAUGAGCCUCCAAGAUGCUUGCGGUUACUCUGUGUUCAAUGAACCACUAAGCACUUUAGAAACAGCCAGUGAUGAAAACCUGAAGAUUCUAUCUGCUAUAGAUCAAGGAGACACGUUUGCUUUAAGGAAAAUGCACAAAUACAGAGAAGCCUAUAAGGAAAGAGACAGCAGAGGUUUGCUGCCGAUGCACAAAGCGUGCCUUCAGCCUGAUUCCUGUGUGCUGGAUAUUGUGCUACUGGCAUGCUAUGAUCUGACUAUGGAGGAGACGACAUCUGAUGGAGAAACACCUCUGACUUUAGCUUGUCAGGCUGGACAUGUGGAGAACGUGAAGGUUCUUCUCCAACAUGGAGCAUCUCCACACAACAUGAACAGCAAGAAUGAGACGCCACUUCUGCUGGCUGUGAGGAAGGACUCUUAUGAUAUGGUUUAUGCACUGAUAAUGGGAGGCGCCUUUGUGGAGCAGGUGUGUCUGAGGAAAUGGACGGCCACCCAUGAGGCCGCUAAAGUGGGCUGUGUGGACAUCCUGAUGCUGCUGCUGAGACACGGCGGGAAAGUGAUGGGCAGAGAUGGGCAUGGAGUCACACCGCUGGGCAUCGCAGCUGAAUAUGGCCAUCCGCAAAUACUGACCGUUCUCAUUCAACAUGGGGGCGACGUCUCUGCACAAGCUACAAACGGAGACAGUGUUUUAUAUGACGCUGCAGGUUGUGGAAACCUGGACUGUAUUUGUCUCCUCCUACAACAUGGUGCCAAUCCCAACGUAGCAAGUCUUGCCUAUCAACUUCCAAUUCACCGAGCCGCCUAUGAAGGGCACUACCUAGCUCUAAAGACAUUAAUUCCCAUCACCACAAAAAGGGCCAUCCGGUUGUCUGGCAUGAGUCCGGUUCAUUCUGCGGCAGAUGGAGGUCAAGCUCAAUGCCUCGAACUUCUCAUUGAAAAAGGUUUUGAUGUCAAUCCAAUACUGGGCUGUCAUAUUUCCGAAAACUACGGGGACAUGAGGAAAACCCCGCUCUACUUUGCCGUCUGCAAUGGAGACGUGACCUGCACAGAGAUGCUUCUGAAAGCAGGAGCAAAGCCAGAUUUGGACCCCCUGCGCUGCCUCCUGGUGGCAGUCAGAGCUGAGAAGUAUGAGCUGGUGCGGCUGCUUCUGGCGCACGGUGCAGACGUCAACUGCAUCUUUUCCGUCGUCAGUGACACUUUAUUUCCUACAGCGCUGCAAUACUGCUUCAAAGAUGAGAUGAUGCUGCGCCUGCUCCUCAACAACGGAUACCAUGCAGAAAGCUGUUUCGAGUGUUACCAUGACAACAGUGUAAAGACAUACACAUGGUCAGAAUUUCAUAACCAGUCGUACCAAAACAAGAGCACUCCGGAUAAAGUCACUUUUUGUGAGUUUAUUAGCGUGUCAUGGAUGGCACACUUGGCGGGGAGAGUGGUGCAAAUACUCCUGGAUUACGUGAGCCAAGUGCACAUUUGCUCCAAACUGCAACGCAUUAUGGAAAGACAAGAGGAAUGGCCUGACAUCUGUGACAUCCUCAGGAAUCCUCGCUCUCUGAAACACCAGGCCAGACUGGUUAUAAGGAGACAUAUGACACUGACAAGACUAAAUGACCCGGAGUUCAUGAGCACUGUACCCUUCCCCCCUGCAUUGAAGAAUUUUCUGCUAUACAAGGAAUAUGAUGUUUAUGGUCGAAUGGGUGAAUACUAGAUACAUGCCUUAAUAUAGUUUAGUUUAUUUUGUGGAAAUACUUUACUACAGUGUGAAUUUGUUCAAUAAAGUGAAAAAUACUUUUAUUAAGAUCAUAUCUAAGCCAUAAAACAAAAAGAAAAGAAAUUAAAAUGUAGCUACCGCCACUCUACAUAAUAUAGAAAUAUUUCAAAAUAAAAUAGUUUUCAUAUAAAUACUUAUAAACUUCAUAUUUCCAGUUAUUUACUUUAUGGGGGUUGGCAGGGAUGGGAGGAUCCCACAAUACAUAUUUGUUUAUGUAACAUAAAGACUUUGCAGAAGCUUCUGUUGCUAGAGACCCUUGUUAUCUGAGCAACAACAUUCUUGCACUGUCAACAGCAGUCAGUGACUCCAGAGAUGCAGCGGACAUUAUGUUCCUGUCAUAAACACAGACCUAGCCCUUUGUGGUUGUUUGUAUCCUAUGGGAAAACAAACAGCUUAUCUGAUCGUUCACACUCAGUCCAAAUCUGAUCAUUACACACUCAGACCCUGAUCUGAAAGCGUAUGGUCCUCAAAAUCCAUUCAUAUAUAAACCAUAUUAACAUUUAGCCUCUCUUCUCCUUUUUAAGCAAGGACUUAUGACGUCUGCGUUGACAAAUGCAAUAAUCAAGCAAAUUUUAAUCCCAACGAUGACAUCAAAAGCGAGACAAAACUGGUAAAAGGCUAAGGAUAAUCCUCACAAUGGUUCAUGCCAGGCUGAUAACAGUUCUAGAGAUAAUCUUCCCCUCACUAUUAGCUUCUGACGUAUAAGACUUCAGCUCUAGGUGGUAUUUUUGGCACAUAUGAAAACUACAAGCACUUCAAAUCUUUCUAGGUUGUCCAAUUCAAAAC